This is a messenger RNA of Bipolaris zeicola 26-R-13, 378 nucleotides long. RefSeq lists its product as uncharacterized. Bases 1 to 378 code for a protein of 125 amino acids. NCBI's taxonomy places the organism in Eukaryota, Fungi, Ascomycota, Dothideomycetes, Pleosporales, Pleosporaceae. The transcript has a single exon. The record is from RefSeq and is a predicted model, not a curated record.
AUGUACAUCUUGAUCUCAAAACCUUCGUGCCGUGGAGGGCUCCGAGGAGAGAGAGAGACGGUUAGUUUGUUAGUGAUUUGCAAUUCGGGCACGCGGAUAGAAUCCAGUGGCCAACGCACGGAAGGAUGGAUCCGGUUAGUUUGGUCAUGUUACAUCAACGUGCACCAAGCCAUUCCACGUGAUCUAGGCAAUAAGUGUCGAUGCGAGGCUAGUAAGUCUGCAGUAGCUUGUGUGGAGCUGCCCUCAGGGGGGGCGCAAAGUAAAACCAGAAGAGAGAAAAGACGUGAGAGGCCGGAACUUACCAUGACCAUGGUCGAGAAUUAUGGACCCACAUGGUCACGGUGUUGCGUUGGUGUGUUGCAGAAAGGCCAAGUGUAA